Malania oleifera is the source of this 753-nucleotide messenger RNA. Its product is annotated as protein synthesis inhibitor I-like. Gene Ontology annotation, biological process: negative regulation of translation. Bases 1 to 753 code for a protein of 250 amino acids. Gene Ontology annotation, molecular function: rRNA N-glycosylase activity. The transcript has a single exon. NCBI's taxonomy places the organism in Eukaryota, Viridiplantae, Streptophyta, Magnoliopsida, Santalales, Ximeniaceae. The record is from RefSeq and is a predicted model, not a curated record.
AUGUCGUCAAAUAACAAGGCAGUUUACAUUGAAUUCGAGCUAGAGCUCCCCGACGUGAUCCCCGACGGCGACUGGGAAGCUUACCGGGAUUUAAUCGACCGCAUACGUGAGGCGGUGGCGGUGAGGACGGUGCACUCCAUUCCCGUGCUUGCUAACGAAGAACAGACGCCCUCUACAUGGGUCGACAUCAAUUUGCGACUAGCAAAUGAUUCACGUGGUUAUUCUGUCUGGUUCAGGACGCGAGCCGACAACCUCUACCUCGUCGGCUACCGCCUCCACAACCAGCAGCAGUGGUUCGAGUUUUUCGGCGAAAACGGAAAAGCUCAGAACCUAAUCGACGGAUCCACGAACCUAGGCUUCAGCGGCAGCUACGACUCCUUGAUGAACAGGCGCGCCGAUAACUGGGACUGGGAACAGGUGAUGGUGGGUCUGUUUCCCCUCCGCCGGGCCAUAGAAAAUAUCUAUAACACAGCACGCCGGGACAGGGCGCGGUCGCUGCAAGUCGUGAUUUUGAUGAUCAAUGAAGCGAUUAGACUCAAUGAUAUACGGAACUUCUUCACUGACAAUACCUACGAGAUCGAAUUCCCUAUUGGGUUUGUUAAUCAGGUGCACGGCUGGGGAAACGUCUCUGAGCGGGUGCGAGACGUCGACGAGAAUGCGGAUCCCAACAUGGAAUUAAACAUUCCAGAAAAUGCUAUGGGCAUUCAAACGCUUGCGCAGGUGUCACGAUUCGCCUUUUUCACACCGUUGUGA